Molecule: messenger RNA, 300 nt
Organism: Neoarthrinium moseri
Lineage: Eukaryota; Fungi; Ascomycota; Sordariomycetes; Amphisphaeriales; Apiosporaceae
Exons: 1
Coding region: 1-300 (99 amino acids)
Source: RefSeq, a predicted model, not a curated record
AUGCCUUCAUUCUCCAUCUCGAACAAGGCUGAGACCGCGUGGAAGUCCGUGAAGCGACACGCAAAGGAACACCACGACUCGGUCAAUGCAGCAUACGAGACCUACUACGGCCUCCGAACUACUACACCAACAUCUACAUCUACCUCCUCCACCAAGUCAUUGCCUUCGUCGGCCUCGUCGACAACCUCUUCGCGCCGUUCCUCGCUAGACAAAGCCUGGAAUACCGUGAAGCAGCGUGCCCGAGAACACAAUCGUAGCGUCAAUGCAUCCUACGCUGCUCUUUACGGCAUUCGAAACUAG